CCGGAGCCAUGAGCAGCGCCGUGCUCCUCGCCCACCUCCCGGACCCCGGCAGCAGCUUCAGGGAGGACGCGCCCCGACCCCCGGUGCCGGGGGAGGAGGGAGACGCACCGCCAUGCCCGCAGCCCCACAGCUCCUUUCUCGCCAAAAGCCAAAGCUUCCCGGCCAUGCCGGUGCCCGCUGCCCCGCGGAGGAAUGAGAACGGGCUGGGGGAGCCGGAGGGCAGCGCGUCCCCCGAUUCCCCGCUGGCCCGCUGGACCAAAUCCCUGCACUCCUUGUUGGGAGAUCAAGAUGGUGCCUAUCUCUUUCGGACCUUCUUGGAAAGGGAAAAAUGCGUGGAUACCUUAGACUUCUGGUUUGCCUGCAAUGGCUUCAGGCAGAUGGACCUUAAGGAUACCAAAACUUCACGAGUAGCCAAAGCUAUCUACAAAAGGUACAUCGAGAACAACAGCAUCGUCUCCAAGCAGCUCAAGCCUGCUACCAAGACCUACAUAAGGGAUAGCAUCAAGAAGCAGCAGAUAGAUUCCAUCAUGUUUGAUCAGGCACAGACUGAGAUCCAGACUGUGAUGGAGGAAAAUGCGUACCAGAUGUUUUUAACUUCUGAUAUAUACCUCGAAUACGUGCGGAGCGGAGGAGAGAACCCCGCUUACAUGAGCAGCAACGGGCUGGGGAGCUUAAAAGUUGUCUGUGGCUACCUGCCGACCUUGAACGAGGAGGAGGAAUGGAGCUGCGCCGACUUCAAAAGCAAAAUGCUGCCUUCGGUGGUUGGGCUGUCCAGCAAAACGCUGAGGGUUACGGCGGGCGUCAGAGCCACCGAGACGUUGGAGAACGGGUACAGGUCCUUCAAGAGGAACGAUCCCGUUAACCCCUACCAUGUGAGUUCUGGCUAUGUCUUUGCCCCAGCAACCAGCGCAAACGAUAGUGAGAUAUCCAGUGAUGCCCUGACGGAUGACUCCAUGUCAAUGACAGACAGCAGUGUAGAUGGGAUCCCCCCGUACAGAAUUGGGAGCAAGAAGCAGCUCCAGAGAGAAAUGCAUCGCAGUGUUAAGGCCAACGGUCAAGUUUCUCUACCUCAUUUUCCGAGGACCCACCGCCUUCCCAAGGAGAUGACCCCGGUGGAGCCGGCUGCCUUUGCUGCGGAGCUCAUUUCCCGGCUGGAGAAGCUGAAGCAGGAGCAAGAAACCAUGGACAGUCUGGAGGAGAGGCUGCAGCAAAUCAAGGAGGAUGAGGAGAAGGAAAGCUUGGAGCUCCCCGCCAGCCUGCAGAGCAGUCGGGAGAUGGUGAACCCCCAGCACCAGCAGCACCCCCUCUCACUCCUGCCAUCUGGCAGCUACGAGGAGGACCCCCAGGCCAUCCUGGAUGAGCACCUCUCCCGCGUGCUGAAGACCCCCGGCUGCCAGUCGCCUGGCAUGGGCCGGCACAGCCCCCGCGCCCGCUCCCCUGACCACCUGCUGGGGGGUAAGCUGCAGCCCAGCACUGCCUCACCAGCCACCUGCGCCCUCCUGGGUAAGGGAUUUAUCACCAAGCAGACCACCAAGCACGUCCACCACCACUACAUCCACCAUCACGCCGUGCCCAAGACGAAGGAGCAGAUCGAAGCGGAGGCAGCGCAGCGGGUACAGUGCUGCUGCCCGGCAGGCAGUGACUACUACUGCUUCUCCAAGUGCAAGGGCCACCCGAAGGGCACUGACCCACCUCUCCCUCCACUGGAGCCCUUUGGCAGGACAGGCACGCUGACCAAGAGGCCGGGCCGAGGAGUGGAGAGCAUCGCCCUGCUGCCCGGGGACGGAGGGCUGCCCGGCCCCAGCGGGGUGCAGCUACCUGGCGGUGAGGCGGACCGGGCACAGAACGUCUGGCAGUGGAUGCUGGAGAGCGAGAGACAAAAUAAGCACAAGCCCCAUAGCACACAAAGCACAAAGAAGGCCUACAGCUCCGACUUCGCCAAGGGGGCCCCCAGCGAGCGCCCCGGCCGCCACCACCCCUGGGGGCCCGGCAGCCACCCGCGCGGGGCGCAGCCCGCCCACCCCUUCAUCCAGGACCCCGCCAUGCCCCCUCUCACCCCACCCAACACCCUCGCCCAGUUGGAGGAAGCGUGCCGCCGGCUCGCCGAAGUCUCCAAGCCUCAGAAGCAACGAUGUUCAACCUCAAAUCAGCAGAGGGAUCGAAACCACUCCACUGCUGUACAGGGGGGAAACACCCCUUUUUGCAAUGCAAGUCUAACGACAGAAGAUCACAAAGAGCCAAAGAAACUCCCGGUUGUUCACACCUCUCAGUCUAGUGAGUUGGUUGUCACCUAUUUUUUUUGCGGAGAAGAAAUUCCCUACAGGAGGAUGUUAAAGGCCCAGAGCCUGACACUUGGGCACUUUAAGGAGCAGCUGAGCAAAAAGGGAAAUUAUAGAUACUACUUCAAAAAGGCAAGCGACGAGUUUGACUGCGGUGCAGUGUUUGAAGAGAUCUGGGAAGACGAAACAAUUCUGCCCAUGUACGAAGGAAGGAUUCUUGGGAAAGUAGAAAGGAUCGAUUGAUGGCAUCUGUGUUUCUUGAGAAAAUUUAAGCUAGAAAAAAAAAAAAAGUCUUUGGACACACAACAGUAGUGAUGACAAGGAAAAAGGAAAAAAGCUCUGAAGGAAAGUUUUGAACCAAUGAAGAAAAAAGUGAAGUCUAUGAAGACUUUGCUGAAUUAGCCUUAGAGGAAAAAAUGGCAUUUAUUAUUCAUGAGUUGGGUACUGAGAUGAUAAAAAACCCCGAACUAUUUAUUAAAAACAUGACCACUGUUGGCUAUUGGAGAUGCA
Molecule: messenger RNA, 2789 nt
Organism: Gallus gallus (chicken)
Lineage: Eukaryota; Metazoa; Chordata; Aves; Galliformes; Phasianidae
Gene: AXIN2
Product: axin 2
Biological process (GO): negative regulation of canonical Wnt signaling pathway
Source: RefSeq, marked provisional